AUGGCCUCCUCCAUCCCCGGCCCCGUGCCGCUUCCCCCAUCCAAGUACGACUUGUCCACGUACUUCGGCCGCGUCCGCCACUGUGCCGACAUCUCAGAUCCGCUGAUGCUCCUCAACACGCCCCACGACGUCGAGACAGCCAAGCGGUCCGUGUGGGACUUCAAGAACGGCGUGGUGCCCCACAUGACGCCCGAGCUCUGGCGCCACAAAAAGGUCUUGGACCUGACGCUCCACCCCGACACCGGGGAAACCGUGUUUUUGCCGUUCCGCAUGAGCUCGUGCGUCUUGUCGAACUUGGUAGUCACGGCCGGCAUGCUUACCCCUGGGCUCGGCACGGCCGGCACGUUGUUCUGGCAGAUCGCCAACCAGUCGCUCAACGUGGCCAUCAACAUAUCGAAUGCCAACAAGUCCCACCCGUUGACCAACAUGCAGAUCGCCACCAACUACGCGAUGGCCGUGACGGCCUCGUGCUCCGUGGCUUUGGGGCUCAACUCCGUGGUGCCGCGCUUGAAGAACGUCUCGCCCGGCACGAAAAUGGUCUUGGGCCGCUUGGUGCCGUUUGCAGCCGUGGUGUCUGCAGGCGUGGCCAACGUAUUUUUGAUGCGCAGCGAGGAGUUGAAGAAGGGCAUUGCUGUGUUCGACAAGGACGGCCGGGACCUCGGCUCGUCGAAAACUGCCGCGUUCCAUGCGGUUGGCGAGACCGCGGCAAGCAGGGUGAUCAACGCCACGCCCAUCAUGGUGAUCCCGCCUUUGAUCUUGGUCAAGUUGCAGAAAUCUCGGAUGCUUAAGGGCAAAUCCAAGCUCGUGGAGACCAUGGUCAACAUCGGCUUGAUUUUCGGCACUUCCUUGGUGGCGUUGCCUUUCGCGUUGGCGGUGUUUCCUCAGAGACGUACCAUCAGCACGCUGGCGCUCGAGCCUCAGUUCCACAACUUGAAGGACAAGCAGGGCGGCGAAAUCACUGAGGUCGAGUUCAACAGAGGCAUCUGA
Messenger RNA from Metschnikowia bicuspidata var. bicuspidata NRRL YB-4993, 987 nucleotides. RefSeq lists its product as uncharacterized. The transcript has a single exon. NCBI's taxonomy places the organism in Eukaryota, Fungi, Ascomycota, Pichiomycetes, Serinales, Metschnikowiaceae. Gene Ontology annotation, molecular function: monoatomic ion transmembrane transporter activity. Gene Ontology annotation, cellular component: mitochondrial inner membrane. Bases 1 to 987 code for a protein of 328 amino acids. Gene Ontology annotation, biological process: mitochondrial transmembrane transport; monoatomic ion transport. The record is from RefSeq and is a predicted model, not a curated record.